Molecule: messenger RNA, 2359 nt
Organism: Branchiostoma floridae (Florida lancelet)
Lineage: Eukaryota; Metazoa; Chordata; Leptocardii; Amphioxiformes; Branchiostomatidae
Product: EGF domain-specific O-linked N-acetylglucosamine transferase-like
Exons: 15
Coding region: 86-1642 (518 amino acids)
Cellular component (GO): endoplasmic reticulum lumen
Molecular function (GO): protein N-acetylglucosaminyltransferase activity
Source: RefSeq, a predicted model, not a curated record
UACUCUUUUCAUAUUUCACCAGUCAAUAUCAAGAACAAGAUGGCCGCCUGCAAUAAUAAGUUACCUGUAUGUUAUCGGUCUGGUGAUGCCAUUGCCAGGGCCCUCGCAUAAUGACGUCACUACGCAGCCCAUCUGCCCAGCUCUAGCACACCUGCGCCUCCCACCUGAACACCUGCCGUACCACCUGUACUCGCACCCGGAGGCAGCUGCAGCUGUGCGGAAUGACACGCGAUGUUACCGGCGGCGCAGGGCACGGCUGCCGUGCUGGGGGUACGAGGAGGACUGCCCUCCUGAGUCUAGGUACAGUCCGCCGGUGUGCGACCGGGAACGGGAAAGUCGGAAACGUCACCACAAACUGUCCAACACAGAACGUUUCUGGCUGGAGGCUGGGUUUGGGUACGUCCGAGAGCAGAAGAGACAACUCGUUGCACUGUGUGAGGCACAGAGUCAGAACGACUCGUGGCUGGAGUGUUCUCCCUACGCGCGAUACUGCAGGGCGAGAAACCUUUACCUGGAUUUCCGUCGGCUCAGAAUACAGGAAAACCACUUUGGAAAAAGGUUCAGGCGAGAUAUACUCGGACCAGGUGACAUAGGAGGCCAUUGUAAGGUUAAAGCUGACAGGCUGAAAAGCAUGACGGGACACGAAGCCCACGGUCUCAUGUCUUGGUACGCAGAACUGGAAAAUUUUACGUCACUCAACUUCCGACCAACCACAGGCAACGAAAACUGUGACGUCAUGUUGGACACGCCUACUUACUUCAUGAAGCUGGAUUUAGGUAUAAACAUGUACCACCACUUCUGUGACUUCCUCAACCUGUACGUCUCCCAGCACGUCAACGGUUCCUUCUCCACGGAUGUUAACAUUGUCGUCUGGGAUACGAGCGGACGUUCUUACAAGGACCUGUUCGGCGCCACCUGGCGAGCCUUCACCGAUCACUCUAUACAGCAGCUGAAAGAUUACGACGGCAAACGGGUGUGUGUGCGCGAAGCCAUCUUCCCCCUACUGCCUAGAAUGGCGUUUGGAUUAUACUACAACAUACAUUUGGUACCAGGCUGCAAGAACAGCGGACUUGUACGUGCUUUCUCCCGCCAUGUCCUAUACAGACUGGGAAUAGACCAUGGACAACCCCAGAUCGGGCGCCUGCGAGUCACGUUCCUGUCCAGAAUCACACAGUUCCGACGGGUGCUGAAUGAAGACCAGCUCCUCUCAGAACUAAGAAAGGACUCAAGACUUCACGUUAACAAGGUUGACUACGAUCACAGGGAAAUGCCAUUUCUGCAACAGUUACAGCACACACAGAACACAGAUAUCUUCAUAGGAAUCCAUGGUGCUGGGCUGACCCACACACUGUUCUUACCUGACUGGGCCUGUCUGCUGGAGAUCUACAACUGUGGUGACGAGUCGUGCUACCGUAACCUGGCUGCACUGCGGGGGGUCGGGUAUGUCACCUGGGAGGGAAACGCUGGCCUGACACAGAUAGACCAGCUGGGCACAUACAAGGGACGAGGGGACUAUGACAAGUUUGUGAACUACACUGUGAACCCUACAGAAUUCAGAGUUUUGAUGGAGAAGGCCAUCACGUAUGUGUUCAACCACCCUGCAUUUCCCGCCAGACACAUGCACCAAAAGGAGGAACUCUGACAACCAUCUUUGUUCUUCGUAAGGUCAUCUUCCAUAAACGGAUUAAGGUGGAUGAUGCUGGGUGGGAUGUCCUGCUGUGCACUCUGUGCAUAGACCAGUGGUUAGCGACCAUGCCUCCAUGCCUCUGGACCAAGAGGUUUGGAGUUUGAUCCAUGAGCUGUUGUUGUUCAUCUGACACACAUGCUACUGUGAAUAGUUGCAGUCCCUAGGACAGGAUGUUACGCUUCCCCAUACAAUUCAGAACCUGUCUUCUCUGUCACGACCAGUGGAAGAGUCAUUUGAGCUAGACUUGUUCUCAAGUUGUCUUUCUUUUUGUUUGUGCUGACUGAUGUGUCUAAAUAUACUGUGCUACGACCUGGCAAGCUAAAACCUGAGUCAUGGGAGAUACUGCCAAGCCUGGACCCUAGAGCACAACUGUCUCUAAGUCACUAAUAUAUGUGUGACCUACUCCCCUCAUAACAAAUUCUGAAUUGCUCUCACGACAUCACAAUAUUCUUAUUCAUAAUGGAUGUUGGGGGCUAGCCUCUGUAAGGCUUAUAGUCACAGAAUCAUGUCUGGAUCAUGUCGGGAGAUAUGUGUGAUGCAUUUCACAGAAAUCUUUGUCAAUAGCAUUGAACAGUUUUGAACCUGUUAUGAAUCCCCUGAAUACAUAAAGUAUCUAAUGAUGACACAGUAGACCACAGUACAUGUAUCAAUAAAAGUUUAUUUUCUGUAAUA